AGAAGUGUGAGAAGAUAAAUUGUGUGCUGAGCCAUCAACAGUAUUUGCUGAAAGUGAUUUUGGGGUGAAAUUCUACUGGCAAGCUUUGCAUCAAUUUGAUCUCACAAUUGUGGAGCAUUUUUAAUUGUCUUUCGACGUUAAGUGUGUAAAUUGUGUAUUUCCGGACUCUAGAAAGAAAACUCACUCUUGGAUAUAUCAGUGAGUUGUUGAGGACUGAAGACAGUGGAGAAUGUAAAGCAAAUCACAUUCUCCUACAGAGGCAAAUAGUGCAGACUCAAGAGACUCGAAGUGAAAAGCUGGUGAAGAGAUAGACUCGAGGGAUUCUUAGUGUGUCUAAGAGAUAGAAUUUAUCUGUGUUUUUUAUCCACCAUCUAUAUACAGCCCAACUGAGAAGAUGUGGUGUGUUAAAUUAUUCACCUUUGCUCUCAUUCUGCAAGGUUGUGUCACAGACUCCAAUUCCAAGUAUGGCACAAAUUAUGGCUCCGGCCAGAGUGCCAAUACUGGAAACCACCACGGUUCAAGCCAUACCACCGCUCAUGGAACCACAUACGGAUCCUACCACGGAUCCUAUCACAAUUCCAACCAAGACUACGACGAUGAACCUGCGUACAUUCCCAACUUCGUGACGAUCGGCCAGAAGUACAGCAUCGCUGUGGGAACGACAGUUGUGCUGCCCUGCAAACUCAAUCUGACGUACUUCAACGAUGAAUUCCCUCUGGCGUGGAAGAAGGACGACAUCGUUAUAUCAGCUGGAACCAUGAAGGCUAUCUUGAAUUCGCGCAUAACAUUAAUCCCAUCGGAGAAAGUUGAGGGAACUGAUAAAGUUGUAGACAGCUACAAUUUAGAGAUUCGCGAUGUGAAAAUUAAGGACACUGGCAACUAUAUUUGUCAACUUGGCACCCAGAAACGCCGCGAGAUUGUUCACAAUCUUGUUGUGCUCGUUCCACCUACGAUCAUAGAUGUAAUUCCAGGGAAAACUCUGGAGGCGCACAAGGGUGAAAAAGUGCAGCUUGAGUGUCGUAGCAGUGGACAUCCAACACCAACAGUUACAUGGACGCGUCAGAAUAAUAUUAUGCCCAAUGGCCUGACGUUCAAUAAGGAGGGCCUCCUAGUGAUUCCCAGUGCCGACAAGAGCAUCGUCGGCCUCUACAGGUGCACGGCGGACAACAAAGUUGGUCAGCCUGCCUAUCGUGAAAUUAACGUCAACGUGAUUUAUCCGCCGGAGAUCGAGGUGGAGCGCAAGGUGAUUCACACCGGCGUGGGUUUUGAGGUGCAGCUCGUGUGUAUGAUAUAUGCAUCACCGGAGGCGUCAAUUCUCUGGUUCCACGAGACAGAACAAUUGGCCACAACGGAGCGCCACACGCAGAAGAACCACGGCAGUCGCUAUGUGCUAAACAUCCGAAAUCUCACCUUCUAUGACUUGGGCAAUUACACCUGCCAAGCCGCCAACAAGCUGGGCAAGGAGCGCAGGAGCAUGAUACUUACUGGAACACCGGCAGUGUCUGUGUUUGAUUCGCCAACUCUGGGAAAUGGUAAAGACGUGUACAACAUUUCAUGGGCUACAGUCAGUUUCUCCAUCAUUCAAGAGUAUCGCCUGUUCUAUCGCUUGCAAUACACUACACGAACCACCGAAGACGAGAAGGAUGAACUGCAGAAUCCUUACCAGCACCACUCGCGGCCGAAGUCGGCGCACUAUGUGCGGCAACAGCACAGGAGUCGCUCGGAUCACUGGGAGAACGUGGUGAUGGUCGAGAGGGGCCACGACCGGAACAAUCCAUCCAACCACCACGGUGGCCACCAUCACUUCGUGAGCGGCGAGCUCAAUCCGCGCCACCACAUGUCGUUCACGCUGCGCAACCUCACGCCCGCGUCCAACUAUGAGGCGAAGGUGCAGGCCAGGAACGAGUUCGGCUGGAACGAAGUGUCAGCAGCGUUCCACUUCUCCACACGAGCAGAAGAUGUUGAUGUGGAACUCUCUGCUCAGCCUGCCAUCUCCAAGAAUGCUGACCACAAUGCCAGCCGAGCGUCUCACGCGACACCUUUCUUCACCUUCUUCGCCAUAGUGUUCUACUUCGUAAGCAUCCUCAUUGACAACCUGUUAUGAUUUGUUAAGUAGGAUGCACUCAAUUGUCGUGACGCGUUGGUCACGCAAAACAUCUCAAAGACUUGAAUUCUGUAUCAGUGAUUUUAAAUAUAAUUAGGCGGGAAAAUUAGGCAUUUAAACAAUUAUUAUUAAUAAAAAAAAAAAAACGAGAGACAAAGACGAUAUUUUUUAUAUGCAAUGGCGCCUUUUUUAUUAGAAGGAGAGUGAAAGAAAAUGCGUGAGAUUACUUUUGACAGAAAAUAUGAGAAAAUCGAGAGGGAAGGAGCAAAUGAAUUUCCUCACAAAAAAGAGGAAUAACUUUUAUUUAGAUUUCAAUUACAAAAUUAAAAAAUAAUAAUUAAUUUAGAAAAAUAACCGCCAAAAGUUGUACAUUAUUAUUUUUACUUCUUGAAUUUUGCAUUUGAACUGCCAACAAACUAGAUCAGAUUGGCAGUUGUGCUGUCAAGUUUGACUUGACAGGACAACUAAGUUUGACAGAGAACAGGCGAUCUACUAGAAAUAGAUCAGAAAAUACGUAUUUUUGACAGCUCAAUAGAGCGUUUGAAACAGGAAUUUUCUAUAACGACAUGUAUUUUGAGAAUACAAGCAAAAACCACGGAAUAUCAAGAAUGCAGCCCAAUGAAAAGACACAAGAAAUAUACAGGAAUACAGGAUGCUUACGUCAAGAUAUGACGGAAGAUAAUACAGAUAAAAUUAAAUUAAUAUAAAAUAAAUGUUUACACUGGAUAUAAUCUACAGAGCGAUUAUACACUUACGGGUGUAAAGGUGAAAUCAUCCGCAAGUCAUGGCUGAUCCUUUGGCAAAGUAAAGGAGUUAAUUUGAAAGUCUGGCAUCUUUACACACACUCAAGGGUUAAUCUUCUUUGUCGAUACUAGCGACAAUUUUCAGUUCGUGCCACACUCGGCAGUCAGUUUGUUUAUUUUCUCAAAAGCCUGAAGUUUUACAUAGCAAUUUCAAAAAAUGGGUGAUUCGCCGAAGAAUUGAAUGAUUUUUAAUAGCUACAGAAAUCAUUCGCAGAAGAUCCGUAAUUUUGUGCGUUUUAAGCUGUUAAAUAAUUUGGCAAAUUUCAAUCGAUAUGAUCUGCGUUUUAACGCUGAAUUAGCGAUCAAUCGUAAAUUCUCUCGCUCUCACUUACACUCCCAUGGAUCAUCCGAAGGUCUGUAGUCGCUCUAACCUAAGAAAAAAAUACAUGUUCAUUUAACCGAAAACUUGAAUGUCAAACGUAAACUAUCACUUAUAAUACAAUAGACACUAGAAAAGCUACAUUUGUGUGAUUCAGCGUCCUUCUUCCUUAUCCAUUUGGCACCCUUUCCCAAUCUCUCCCCACUUUUGAGACAAAACCAACCAGUGAGAGAAUUCCAUACAAAUACCCAGAAAGCUGAUUCAGCAGUGUAGUUACUUCGGUGUAAUAAGGAGAGAAUCUUGAAAAAUUGUACUAAUCAAUGGUUAAAGCAAACUUGUUCUAAACUAAAAAAAAAAUACACGAUAUGUGUUGAUUAUCCAGAAAAAAUCCAGAAAAUAGAUGUAACCCUUCCCGAUUCAAAAAAAAAAUAAGAAAAAAAACCGUGACAAAUGAAACCAUAAACUAAAUGUACGUGAAACAUGAAACAUAAAAUAUCCAAUACAAAGAAGAAAUAGAACAGAAGAGCAGCAAAGCUUUGACCUAGAAGGACACCAAAGAGGAUGUGAGUUUGUUCGGGGGGAAUGAUGAACGUGAAAAAAAACCGUAUUAAAAAAUAUACUACCAAAUAUUAUCUGUGUAUCAAAGACGUAAAAAAACCAAGUAAAAAACAAUGCAGAAGAAUUUUAUUGUGUGACAAAAAGGCAACAGAGAAAUUGAUGAGAAUUUGACAUAAAACCGCAGUAAAGAUCUUCUACAUUCAUACAGAAAUAUAUUGAAAAAAAGAAAUAUUAAUAUAAUUAUCAAUCAUUAAAAGUAUAUGGAAAAAAAUUUAUCGGAUAUAAAGAAAAGAUAUUGAUAUUUACCGAGAAAAAGGAAAUUUAUCUGUAUAUAAAUGUACUGUAACGCUGUACCUCUAAAAGAUAUUGUAUUUAUGAUGUAUUGAAAUUAUUGAAUGAAUAAAAAUUGUCGCUCAA
Messenger RNA from Phlebotomus argentipes, 4201 nucleotides. RefSeq names its product brother of CDO-like. The record is from RefSeq and is a predicted model, not a curated record. Gene Ontology annotation, biological process: homophilic cell-cell adhesion; synapse organization. Gene Ontology annotation, molecular function: protein binding; axon guidance receptor activity. Gene Ontology annotation, cellular component: neuronal cell body; axon; plasma membrane. Bases 395 to 2104 code for a protein of 569 amino acids. Lineage: Eukaryota; Metazoa; Arthropoda; Insecta; Diptera; Psychodidae. The transcript has 9 exons.